This is a messenger RNA of Protopterus annectens (West African lungfish), 5419 nucleotides long. It is a transcript of the gene ZC3H3, whose product is annotated as zinc finger CCCH-type containing 3. Bases 80 to 3676 code for a protein of 1198 amino acids. The record is from RefSeq and is a predicted model, not a curated record. The transcript has 12 exons. Gene Ontology annotation, cellular component: nucleus. Gene Ontology annotation, molecular function: metal ion binding. NCBI's taxonomy places the organism in Eukaryota, Metazoa, Chordata, Ceratodontiformes, Protopteridae.
UUUGUAUUUUCCAGUACGUAUGGUAGUCGUCGUUGGCACUUUUUGAUGAUGUGCUUUGAGCGCCACUGUUUGUACUGUCAUGGAGGAUAGCGAAGCUCUUCGUAGGCAAAUACAACUUCUUGAAGAUCUUAUCAGCAGGCACAAGAAUACCCAGGGAGCUGUGACAGUAGCAUCAGCAGUACAUCAGAGGAAUCAUGGGCAGACUGUGAUUAGCAGACACAGUGUGCCACAUCUUCCACCGGGGCAUUCUGUUCCACCUCACAGGCACCAUUCACAGCAUUUCAGAAACAGGGUAACUUGGAAAAAUCAAUAUUCCUGGAAGAACCUGCAGCUUGGAUGCACUCACACUGUACCAGAAUAUGCUUCACAGAAACUCCAAGAUAAUGAUGGCAUCCCCAGGAAUGUUGUGCAGACAAGCAGUUCACAGGGAGUGACAGGACUCCAGAAGCAGUUUGUACAGCCUACUGCAUCUUCUCAUACUAAAGCAACUGUCAAUAAAGAAACUGCUGCUCCUUCUAAUACUGCAGUUAGAAAGCAGGUAUGGCAUCAGUCCCUGGACAGGGAAAGUAUUGUGCAAUCAUUACCAGUGUCAGAGAGGAAGAAUACAGAGACAUCAUCUUUGACUGCAGAUGUGAAGAGUUUAGGGCAGCUGUCCAUUCAUAUUGGCAAAAAAUAUUUAGAUAAGGUGCACAAUGACAUGGAAAAGAGAAGUACGAUUCAUCCAGCUGAGGCUAAAGUCUGCUCAAGUUGUGGCCAUUUAUCUGGAAUUGUGGGCCAGAAGAGUGCCAGUCAUUCAUCUGGGACUGUGAUGAAGAGAAGCCCUGGCAAGGUGACAGCAUUUUCGCUAAAGAAAAAUAAUAGCCAGCAGAUCAUUUAUUUGGGCAGGGAAUGUAAUGCUCAAGCACAUAUUGUACAGGAAAAGAAAAUGCCACAACAGCUGUCUGUCUCUGCCACUGUGGGACAUGUUGGCCAGGCAACUGAGGUAAUGCCUGAUGGGAAGGGAACAGAAGUCUUCACAUCAAAGAGAGUAUUGUGCAAAAGAAAACCAGAAGUAGCUUCUGCUGGAAAAUCCACUGUAUUGAACCAAGGAACAUUGCUUCAUUUGAAGCCCAGACUAUUGCAGGAAGAAGGCUGUGAGCAAUCUCUGCACUCUCUCCAGUCCCUGUCACCUAUUAAGCUCUCCUCCGUAAAUCCAGUUGUUUCUAAAUAUAGGACUUCUUAUCCAUUUGCUGCAGAUUCUUCAGUACCCCCAGCUUCACCAGUGAGGUCUGGCAGUGCUCUUGUUAGUAAAAACUCUGGUUCACCUUAUUUAGGCAAAUCAUUUUCUAAACCAGCUGUGAUGGCUAUGAGCCCUUCAAAGUUUUUAGAUCUUAAGGGCCAGCAUCCUGAAUCUUCUCCUGAUAAGUCUGUCUAUACAUGGACAAAGAAACCUGAUUCCCCUGUUCAAGUGCAGAUGUUUCGAAGGCAUGUCUCAGAAGAACCAGCUAAUACUAAAGCUGUAGACUGUGGAUUUCCCUUGGCAGCUUCCAGUUCCUUGCUUUCUUGUCCUUCUGUUUUUUCUGCACAAACACCAAAAAGGAAGGUUGUAUAUUCUUCCAAAUUACCUUCUAAACAGUCCUCUGUGAUACCUCUCAGUGACAGAAAUGCAAGAUCUCUAAAUGCUAAGUAUACCUGGGUAGCAAAGACUGCCCGAUGUAGCAGCGCCAGUAGGAAACCAUUGUCUUCAAAAAGUUUAGACUUUGCGAAAAAAGUCAGUUCAGGAACAUCAAAAAGUUUCAAGUCAUCUUCCAAAUAUACUUGGGUAGCAAAGACAGCCCUGUCUAGAAGUAGAAGCAGUAACUCAGUUUCUCCACAGGCAUUAAACAGUGCAAAAAAAUUGGGGGUAGUUAAGACUUCAGCAGUUAAACUAAUGUCUAAAUGUAGUCCAGGCAUGGGUGUAAAAAAGACAAAUUUAACCUCUAGAACAGGAACAUCUACAAGUAAGUACCAGUGGAAGGCAUCUGGUGUAUCUCACGAUGCUUUAAUUUUGAAAUCGAUGUACAAGUGGAAACGUGCAAUUCCAGAACAGACUGGAGUAGCCCAACUAGCAGGAAAUGUCCCUGGACCAGGCACAUCAGGUAGACUGACUGCUCAAAAGACCACGAGUAGUUUUGCAUUAACAUCCGGGGCCAUCUCAUCAUCUGUCUACAAGUUGAAGAGCAGGACUAAGCUGAUCAGACGCAGGAGCAGCAGCAACUCCCCUGUUGACAAGAAGAGCAAUGUAAUCUCUUUGAUGAUAAAAAAUCGCUACAGUCUCUGGAGGAAGACACCCCCACACAGGAGGUCCCCUCCUGUGGGCCAGAAAACCUCACCAAAGGGACUUGUGCAGCUGGGGAAGCACAAGCUACGUAGACUUCCUGCUGCAAAGCAUACUACUGAAGGACCAGGCAUUGGUUCACAUCAGUCAAGGAGCCCAUCAUCCAGCAAAGUAAUAAAGACAAAAUACAAAAUAGUUAAGAAAAAUUUGGCUUCAUCUCCAAGUGUGAGCCCAUCAUCCAGCAAGGUGAUAAAGACAAAAUACAAAAUAGUUAAGAAAAAUUUGGCUUCAUCUCCAAGUGUGCUUUCAGGCAGUUGGUUGCGUAGUCCAUUCUGGAGAGCUUGGCAUAGCCCAUCUACAAGGUCUGUACUACUGAAUAGAACACAAUGGCCAUUCUUUAACCGAUCCCAGGGGUUACAGCAUAGGUGGAAGAACAAGGGAAUCCGUUGUAUUGGUGGUGUAAUGUACAGCGUCUCUCCAAACAAACUGUCUAGAGCUUUGUACAGUCCAGGUACCACAUCUGCCUUCUCCACAAGGAGGCUGGAUUCUGCAAAAGGAAGUCCUGUGCAUUUUGUUUCUGGCAGCUGUUUCAGACUCUCUACAUGCCGGUACAUCGAAAGUCGAGCAGUCCAGCGCAGCCUUGCUAUCAUUCGCCAGGUCAAGCAGAAGAAGGAAAAGAAGAGAGAGUACUGUAUGUACUAUAACCGCUUCGGGAAGUGCAACAGAGGUGAAAAGUGCCCCUUCAUCCAUGAUCCAGAGAAAGUUGCUGUUUGUACACAGUUCCUUCGUGGCACAUGUAAGAAGACUGAUGGAACUUGUAUCUUUUCACAUAAAGUAUCCAAAGAUAAGAUGCCAGUAUGCUCUUAUUUUCUUAGGGGAAUUUGCAACAACAGCAACUGUCCUUACAGUCAUGUAUAUGUGUCUAGGAAAGCUGACAUUUGCCAGGAUUUCCUCAAGGGAUACUGCCCUCAAGGAACAAAGUGCAAGAAGAAGCACACACUUACCUGCCAAGAGUUUUCCAAAACUGGGAGCUGUCCACGGGGUUCAAAAUGUAGACUGCUGCACAUAAACAGAAAGAAUCGGAAAAGAUCAUCUCGGUUCCCAGCAGCUCAUGAGCAUAGCUCAGCUAAACGGGCAAAACGAGGACAAGAACCACAGAGGUUUACUAAUGAUCAGAAAUCAGCAUCUCGUUCAGAAGAAAAGUCCAGCAUUCAAAGUGAGAAUGAAAGUGAAACUUCGGUGUUAAGGGGCUUGGCGAAGCUUCCCUCCUUCAUCUCUCUGAGGAGUUCUUCAUCAGAUGGUGUUGCCGAGUCUGAAACAGAAGCUGAUGAAGAAAGCAAGGAGCCAGGAAGAACUAUCCAGAUCAAACCCCGAUUCUAAGUAAAAGCUCUGAAUUCAAGUCCUGAUGCCUUAUUAUUAAAGAUAUGAACAUUAACUGAAGCAUCUCAGGAAUUAUGCAUAGCAGAAGUAGCCUUGAAAGUAUCUCAGGAAAAAUUAGCUAAAUAGCAGGUCUUUUAAUGUACCCCUCUGAAAAAUAGAAAAUUGUAUGGAGUAAAAAGGUGUUUUCUAAAGUGUAUGAUAUAUUUUAAAAACUUAGGGUAUUUUUAUUUAAUCCCUCUUACUCACCCUUCAUUCACAGAACAAUACUGAUUGCUUGUGGUUGGUGUGUGGCAUUUUUCUGUGUCACUUUUUAAGUCUUUUUUUGUAGGAAAGUUUCUCACUGAAUCUGUUUCAGCUGGAAGAGGGAGUAGUUAAAUGCAAAAGUCCCAUAUAUGUGUCACUAAGUUGGUUCUCAGGUUUUGUUUCUGCACUGUUUUACAUUACCUUUGAGAUACCUUUGCAGAUUUUUAUACUUCACUAGGAGUUGUGGAAGGUGCCAUGCAUCCUAGUUUCAUAGUUGGCUUGUAGCUUUUCAGUGUUGUCACCUUUCUGACUUGGGUAUCAACUAAGUUUAAAAUCAGGCUGAGUUCUUUUUCUCCAAGGGAAUAGCUAUGGUUUUAAGCACCUCACUGCUGAGUGUGGAUGAAGGAACAAGGGUAAAGGUAUUUAACACUAUUCAAUUUAAUAACUAGUUAACAUCAUAAACGAGUGGCCCACUGCUAUUGCAAUGCUGUCAUUAAAGUUACGGGAGAUUUGUGUGCCCUGCUGUGAGCUAGUGUAAUGAGAUAAUCUGAGGUUAGGCAUUUUGGUUGUAGAGUAGAUGACGCCAACCUUUUACUGUAUGCUGUCCUGCCAGUUGAUUUACUUUGGAGUGGUUCAGACACUUGCGUAGAAGCCAGUGUCUACAUGUCUGACAAAAGAACAUGGGAAGCACAGAGUGGUACUAUAAAGUGACAUACGGAAAAUUUCUAAGUCUUCAGCAGCAGCUUUUCAUUACAGUAAUGGCUGCUUCUAGCUUCUGUUGGCUUUUACUUUGCAGUUUACAAACGUAUCUAAGCAUCUGAAGAGAAAACCAUCUUCUUGCCAGUAGGUAGCUGUAAUAUGACUUGACUUCUUUCUUUUACGUGAAAUUGAUAGCUGUAAUUUUGUCCACUGUUUGACUGUACCAAGUUGUGGACUUGCAUACUGAGCAGCAUCUUUUUCCUUUUUUUUUUAUUUAAUCUACUGUUUUCAUUUGCAUACCACAUGAUCCCAUGCACCUUUUUAACAAGUUCUGCUUUGAGUCACAUCAGGAAACAUAGUUAAUCUUAAUGUGCCUUUUUCAUUUAACAAUUUAGGAGAAAAAAGAAAAAUCUAAUGAGCUUGAGAAAAAAAUAGAUUUUUGCUAUAUAGUAAUUGUUUAAUAGUUUGCCCCUCUCAUUUGUUGGCAGUCUCAAGGCAAAGAGGUACUUUAAAAAUAUCAUUCUGCAGCUGACAUUUGGAACUGCAGUAUGCAUACCAAAAGGGUUAGCAUUUCAUUGUGUCUUUUUAUAUAGUUAAAUACAGGCAGGCAUCAACUAAUAUUGGCAAUAUGCUGGCAAUUUAUGCUCUGUUGUGUGCACAACUGAAGAAUUCAUUUUGGAGGGUAUUAAGUAUGGCAUAGUUUGACUAGGUGGUUUACAAAGAGGACAGUGCAUUGUGGUGUGUAUUGUGUUUGCUGUAUGUGGAAACUUAAUUGCAAAAAAUAUAAUUUUUUUUUUAAUA